GCCUUUAAUUGCUCAGCAGUUGCAGUAGAAAGCGUAGACCAGAGUACACCCAAAAAGGAAUAUGUUGCGGCUUCAACAAGCGGCAGCCGUGGUGCUGCUCCUGCUUGCCACCAGCAAUGUGGCACAAUCGAAUAAUGACAAGGAUCUGCUCACCGGCCACUCCAUGCCACUGCAAAACAGUUUGGCGCAUCAGUUCUAUGCGCUAGCAGGAAAAUAUAUGGGCGAGGCGAAUACGACGCAUUUGCUUUUGUCCGGCACCAGCGAAAGCUCGAAUCGCGCCUACGAUGAUGAGCUCUGCGACAGGGAUGUGAAUCGUAUACGCGAAGCCAUCGACAAUAUGGAGGAAUGGGCACUCGAAUUUCCGGACUCAUGGGGUCGCCUGCCGAUGGGCUUCUUCUGGGGUCACUCCAUCAGCAUGGGUCAGCAUGAGGAAUGUGUGGCAGCCACCAAUACCUAUGGCAAUGAAAUCCAUGGUCAAUACUGUCUGGCACGCCUGAACAUUACACAGUUCUAUAGCAAGGUGAAGCGUCGCCAUCAGGAACAUACUCGCAUCGAUUAUAAGUACAGGGAUCCCGAGACCUUUGAUCUUGGUAUUUGUAUACCAAGCACUUGCAGUGCCCAGAAGACCGAUUUGUUGCUCAAGCACGCCAUUAGGCAUUUCUAUGGCGAGGAUAAUGUUAAUCUUACCGAUACUUUGGUUCACGAGAAAUGGUGCCGUUAUACUGCUCCCAUCGAGCUGCGUGGUGUGGAUAUCUUUGCCAUCAUAUUCUUCGCAUCGAUCAUUGUCAUUAUGAUUGCUAGCAGCAUCUACGAUUAUGUGCAAACUCAAAAAGGAAACUCAAAGAAACCCUUGUACUUGGCCUUUUCGGUGUUGCACAAUGCACCAAAGAUCUUUACCGUUAAGAAGGUUAACAAUCCCAAUGUAAUCCAUUGUUUGAAUGGUCUGCGCUGCUUCAGCAUGAUGUGGGUGGUGUUUGGCCAUGGCUACAUGACCUUCUAUGAUCUGCCACAUAUCAAUCGCAAUCGUUUCUAUACCUGGGUGCAGACACCUUACUCUAUGCUGGUGCAGAAUGCUUCGCUGUGCGUGGAUACUUUCUUCUUUAUGUCCGGUCUGCUGAUGUGCUGGGGUGCCUUCCGUGAAAUGGACAAGACCAAGGGCAAGCUGAAUAUACCCAUGAUGUAUUUCCAUCGUUAUAUUCGUCUGACACCUGUCGUGGCCGUUGUUGUGCUGUACAUUAUGUCGCUAUAUCGCUAUAGCGGUGAGGGUCCCAUGUGGUUCAGGCUGGGCACACAGGACCAAAAGUGCGCCGACACCUGGUGGGCUACACUGCUCUAUGUGCAGAACUAUGCCUUCCCCUACAGCAUUUGCGUUUCGCAAUCCUGGUACCUGGCUGUGGACACACAACUGUAUGUACUGUCGCCGCUGUUCCUUAUACCGCUUUACAAGUGGGGCAAGAAGGCUUUGAUACCGAUUAGCAUUUUCCUGGUGCUCUGCUUGAUUUGCACUGUAUUCACGUUCAUCCACAAUGACUUUACACUGUUCCGCGUCAUGGACGAUCAUGUUGACUUGCGUCAGCGUCUGACUUAUUAUCCCACACAUACACGCAUGCCCACUUGGCUGCUUGGCGUCAUCUUCGGCUACUUCCUGUUCAAAUACAAUCGUGGACGUCAAAUUCCAAUGGCCAAGCACUGGGUCAUUAUAGGCUGGGUUGUUGCUCUUGGCACCAUGUUGGCCGAUUUGUUUGGCGCCUACUGGCGCAUGCUGCCCGACACUCCUGACUCGCCGCUGAUUGAGGGCGCACUCUUUGAGCCACUGAGUCGCAGCUCCUGGGCUUGCGCCAUUGGCUGGAUCAUUUGGGCCUGCUACAAUGGUCAUGGUGGCAUCAUUAACGAUUUCCUCUCCUGGAGCUUCUUCACCGGCUUCAGUCGGCUGUCCUACUGCAUGUAUGUCAUCCACAGAAUCGUCCAGCAUGUCACCGCUGGUCGUCUGCAAGUCGACACUCACUUCUCCGACUACGAUAUGAUUCUGCGUUGGUGGCACGACUUUGGCAUUUCCUUGACUCUGUCCAUCUUUGCCACGCUCGCCUUCGAAGCUCCCAUUCUGGGCAUUGAGAAGGCCAUCUUUGGCCGUGGCGAUAGCAAGCCUGCGCCCAAGAAGGUUGCUCCUGCCAGCGAACCCGUUGUGGAACCCGUUGCCGCCGCCGCUGCCACGACAACUGCUGCUGAGCUGGAGACCGAAGUGCCAGCAAUUAGCAAAGCUGAGGAUCCAUCGAAGGCUUAAAUAGAAAUUGCAUUGCAAUAUAGUUCACUCCUAUAUACAUAUAUUUACAACUUUUUUCAUAUGAAACGAACC
Molecule: messenger RNA, 2353 nt
Organism: Drosophila busckii
Lineage: Eukaryota; Metazoa; Arthropoda; Insecta; Diptera; Drosophilidae
Product: nose resistant to fluoxetine protein 6
Exons: 5
Coding region: 62-2281 (739 amino acids)
Molecular function (GO): acyltransferase activity, transferring groups other than amino-acyl groups
Source: RefSeq, a predicted model, not a curated record